CUUGGGACGGGAGUUCAUAGUGGGAGGUCUGACCCCUAGCUUCUCAGCUCUGCUUCUGCCCAAUCCACCCUGAACUGCCUGAAUUUGGCCAAUUACCUAGGGGAACGGAGAUCCUGAGAAAUCCAGCACAUUCUACUCUAGAUCCCAGGCUGCCCUUGGGCUUCCCAACCCCUCCUCUAAACCUCUUUGCACUAGAGCGACCUGUCUAAGCAGGAGCUCGGACUACAUCUCCCAGCGUGCCUGGCAGAGUGGUGGCCCGUGUGUGCCGUCUGCAGUUGCUUUGGGGGACGAUGCAGCGAGCUGUGAGCCUGGUUGCCCCUCUUGGCUUUCUCCGGCCAGCACUCCCCGCAGCUCUGAGUCGCUCACUCAGUUGUGCACAGGACAAGCUCCGCAGGACUCCGCUCUAUGACUUCCAUCUAGCCCAUGGUGGGAGAAUGGUGGCGUUUGCCGGCUGGAGUCUUCCUGUGCAGUACAGGGAUAGCCACGUGGAUUCGCAUCUGCACACACGCCGGCACUGCUCACUCUUUGACGUAUCACACAUGCUGCAGACCAAGAUAUUUGGUUGUGACCGAGUGAAGCUGAUGGAGAGUCUCGUAGUGGGAGACAUUGCAGAGCUAAAGCCAAACCAGGGUACACUGUCGCUGUUUACCAAUGAGGCUGGAGGCAUCUUGGAUGACCUGAUUGUGACCAAUACUGCUGAGGGAUACCUAUAUGUGGUAUCCAAUGCUGGCUGCUGGGACAAGGACCUGGUCCUCAUGCAGGACAAGGUCAGGGAGCUUCAGAACGGGGGCAGUGAUGUGGGCCUAGAGGUGGUGGAUAAUGCCCUGCUAGCCCUGCAAGGCCCCACUGCAGCCCAGGUGCUACAAGCUGGUGUGGCACACGACCUGAGGAAACUACCCUUCAUGACCAGUGCUGUGAUGGAGGUGUUUGGUGUAUCUGGCUGUCGAGUAACCCGCUGUGGCUAUACAGGAGAGGAUGGUAUGGAGAUUUCAGUGCCCGUAGCUGGGGCAGUCCACAUGGCAAUGGCUCUGCUGCAAAACCCAGAGGUGAAAUUGGCAGGGCUGGCAGCCCGGGACAGUCUGCGCCUGGAAGCAGGCUUGUGUCUCUAUGGAAAUGACAUUGAUGAACAUACCACACCUGUGGAGGGCAGCCUCAGUUGGACACUGGGGAAGCGGCGCCGGGCUGCAAUGGACUUCCCAGGAGCCACAGUCAUUGUUCCCCAGCUGAAGGGCAAGGUGGAGCGGAGGCGUGUGGGGUUGAUCUGUGAGGGAGCCCCAAUGCGGGCGCACAGUCCCAUACUGCGUGCAGAAGGCACCAUGAUUGGUACUGUGACCAGUGGCUGCCCAUCACCCUGCCUGAAAAAGAAUGUGGCAAUGGGUUACGUACCCUCCGAGUACAGCCGACCAGGGACACAGCUGCUGGUGGAGGUGCGGCGGAAGCAGCAGAUGGCCAUUGUCAGCAAAAUGCCCUUUGUGCCCACAAACUACUACACUCUCAAGUGAAGAUGGCAGGGGCAGAGGCCUCCCCUUCAGGACUGUCUUGCCUUGUGACACAUUCUACAAAGAUUAGUCAAGACAAGGCAGAACUAUCUGAGGGGCAAGCAGCUGAGUAUAGCUUGGCCUUCCCGCAACACAGGCCCCACUAACUUGAGGAUCAUGUUUCUGACUGACAGACCAAGCCUCUCAAUGCCCAGGUUUUUUUCCCUGAUUCCACUGACCACUCUGCCAGGUGCUGAUGUAGAGUGAAUGCUCACCUUUGUGAGUGGGUAAUAUCUGGCCAACCUACCUCAUUGUGGUUUCUCACCUUUCAAAGGUGAGCCUGUGUAGCCUUAGGUCAUUUUCUGUACUUUGCUUUCCAUGAAUACAAACUGUGGCCUCUCCCCAGGGGAGGAAUGGUUCUUGACUCACCAGAGCAUUGACUUGUUAUUCCUGUAUGUAAACAAGGACUCUUCCUUUUCCCAGUUGGCUUAGCCUGCUGCUCAGUAGCAUAUCGUGGCAUGCCCACCAACAGAGCUGACUUUUGCCUCUGGGGCCUAUAGCUGGACUUUUACUAUCUCUUGAAAAAAUUAAACAAAGUUCCUUCCUUCUUA
Cavia porcellus (domestic guinea pig) is the source of this 2089-nucleotide messenger RNA. It is a transcript of the gene Amt, whose product is annotated as aminomethyltransferase. Lineage: Eukaryota; Metazoa; Chordata; Mammalia; Rodentia; Caviidae. Gene Ontology annotation, biological process: glycine catabolic process. Bases 291 to 1502 code for a protein of 403 amino acids. The record is from RefSeq and is a predicted model, not a curated record. The transcript has 9 exons. Gene Ontology annotation, molecular function: protein binding; aminomethyltransferase activity. Gene Ontology annotation, cellular component: mitochondrion.